AUGUCCCAGCACUCCUCUGGUGGUGGCGGAGGAGGCCCCUGCCACUGCUCUCCUGAGGACUGUGACGGACCAGGAAGGGACUACUACCAGGGUCACGAUGGCCACUUCUACCCUUCAGGAGGACCAGCUGAAGCUCUGGCACUGGAGAGGCACCAUUCCCACUCCCACUCCCACUCCCAUAGCCAUUCCGGAGGGGGAACAUUCCCCCGUUCCCACCCCAGCCAGCACCCACCUCUCCAGUCGUUUGACUCUUGUGAGGAGUGCCUGUCAGGGCACGGAGGGAAGAUGCACCGCAUCCCCCCGAACCUGAUGGACCAGUUCGAGAAGCAGGUGCCCUUUCAUCCUGAUGGCUUCCACACCCUGCAGUACCAGCGCACCACCAGCGGGGGUGCCGAGCAGCGCAGCGAGAGUCCCUCCCGGAUCCGCCACCUGGUCAACUCGGUGCAACGCCUCUUUGCCAAGUCCCAUUCCCUGGAGGCUCCAUCCAAACGGGAGUACAACGGCACAAGAGGAGGCGGGGAUUACCGAGGCGAGAGAGGGGGAGGCCACAGGAGUGGAGGCGAAGAUGGAGGAGGCCACUACUCUGGACACCAGUCCCGCUCAACCAGGAGGAACAAGUCUCGAGAGCGUAGCAAGAGUGGAGACUCGCGGCACGAAUCAGGUCGACGCCACCGCAGCAGGACGGCAGGUUGGUGGAGCUCCGAUGACAACCUGGACAGCGAUAGCAGCUUCCUUGUCAGUGGGGGAAGACGGGGGUAUCCCAGUGGACACGAGAGCCUGGAUGCAGCCAUCCAGGAACUCACCAUGAAGAGGCCCAAAGAUCGUGGAGGUGGGCCGAUGCCUGGGGAGUGCAUAGCCUGUACCACGAUGGCUCUGGCUGGUAGUGAAGGAGGGGGGCACCACGGGCAUCAUGGCCACUCUAUGAAAAGGAGCACCUGGUCAGCCAUGACAGUGAGUCAGGCCAGAGAGGUGUACCCCUCCACCAGGGGAGGAAGCUAUGAAAAAGCUCUGGUGCCUGUGGAGAGUAAGCUGAAGGAGAGGUCUUUCCACUACUUGCAGGUCCCCUCAGAAGACUGGGGCGGUGGGUACAGUGGCAACGACAGCGGAGGGGAGAUUCCCUGUCGACGCAUGCGGAGUGGCAGCUACAUCAAGGCCAUGGGUGAUGAUGACAGCGCUGACUCAGACACCAGCCCAAAAGCCUCUCCUAAGUCCACCCUGAUCGCACAGAGGGAUGCCUUCAGACGGUCUAUCAGCAUGGAUCAAAGGUACUCAUGUAAGCAGUGUACUGACUCCUACCCCAACAGCCGGACUACACCCAAAACCCACACCCGCUCCCGUAGCUACACCCGCUCUCUGACCAGCUCACAGUUGGGUGACACGUUGAACCGUCAGUUUGAGUCGGUGUGUGAGACCAUGUUCGGAGAAGUGGAGUCUCAAGCCGUGGAGGCUUUGGAUCUUCCAGGCGUGUUCCGCACUCGCAGCCACAGCUACGUCCGUGCCAUCCAGGCUGGAUGCUCCCAGGACGAUGACUGCCUCUCUGUCUUCUCCAUGUCAGGCCCCCAGGGAAGCAUCAAGGGCGGGGCCGUCUUUCCUUAUCGCAAAGGUGCUCCUCCCCCACUCCCACCUCGCAUGUCCAAGUCUUCACUCUCGGUGCGAGCCCAGAGCAGCACCGAGUCCACGCAGGAUGCCUACUUCCAGAGCAGUGGACAGCUGGUUUCCACUUCAGGCCCCGGUCGUCCCAAACAGCACAGCAACUCAGUGGACCUGGGCAGCUCCGACGGCCCCUCAGGUCGCUCCUCCAGGGGAGGAUACUACACCUCCACCAGCCCUGGACGUUCCCGACAGCACAGUAACUCAGCAGAGAGCCUUGAUGGGGUCAGGGGUUCACGGGAGCUGGUCCCAUAUGGAGGGGUCCCAGGGAUUGGGGUGAGGGCGAAGCACAGCAGCUCGGCUGACAGUCUGCUGGAGGGACCACCAAGGCCGGCCAGGGAGAGAGACAGAGCCGGGGGCAGCCUGGGGAAGUCCACGUCUCUGCCUCAGAACAGCAUCGUGCUGAGCAGAGCUGGGGGGCAGGACGACGGGCGCGGGGGCAGGAAGUGGAGGCCGUCCAUCGCUGUGCAGGUGGACAGCUCAGAAACUCUGUCAGAUUCAGACGCGGAGGGCAAAGCGCUCACAGAGGUCCACUCUAUAGGAGUCCAAGUGGAAGAUGACAAAAGGCGGGCUCGUUUCAAGCGCUCCAACAGCGUGACGGCGAGCGUGCAGGCUGACCUGGACCCCGAGGGCUUCCCUGGGCUCAGCAUCGCCGUGCCAACGCAGGACAAGAGUCUUCAGUUUGGCUGUUCCUUCCAAAGGCACUCGUCAGAGCCGGAGUCAGCGAGCCAAUACACGGAGUGUCACCGCACCGUCCACACACAGGGACAGUGGGCCUACAGGGAGGACUUUAUUCAGAGCGGCUACACCACCGAGACCUGCACAACAGACCCGCGGCCCCACCAGCACCCACACUUGCCUCCACGUUCCCACUCCCCGCUCCCCAUCACCUCUGAGCGAGCUUGGGCGGGUACGCCAUCCCUGGAGGGACCACGGAGCCUGCCCGACUCGGGCCGAGCCUCGCCCUGCAUGAGAGACGGGGAGUUCUUCCUGCGUCUCCUGCAGACGGAGGUGGAGAGGAUGGAGGGAUGGUGCCAGAACAUGGAGAGGGAGGCCGAGGAGAACGAGCUGCCGGAGGAGGUUCUUGAGCUGAUUCGAAAUGCAGUUGGCAGUGCCCAGAUGCUCAUGUCUCAGAAAGUCCAGCAGUUCUUCCGCCUCUGCCAACAAAGUGUGGACCCAUCAGCGUACCCCCAGCCCACCACUCAGGACCUGGCGAGCUUCUGGGAUCUGCUCCAGCUCAACAUAGAGGACGUCAGGGUCAAGUUUCAGGACCUCCAGAGGCUCAAGGACUCUAAUUGGAGGCUCCCACCUGAAAAGAAGGAGGAUAAGAAGCUUCCUCCUCCCUUACCAAAGAAGCCAGCAGGCGGGGUGAGUGGCAGCCUCAGGGCUGAUAGCAGCGUGGACGGGGGCGCCGGAGGUGGGUCGGGCGGUCUGGUAGUGCCUCGCAUCGGCGGACACACCCUCCCCAUCAGGGAGAAGUCACUGGACCUCGGGGACCGUCAGAGAACAGAAGCGAGGCGGAGGCUGCUGCAGACGAAGCGCACCGCUUCUUUCAGGCAGAACUCGGCCACAGAGAGCGCAGACAGCAUCGAGAUAUACAUCCCCGAAGCCCAGACUCGACUGUGAACGCCCAGGCGUCUCCCACCCGCGUUGUUCAGGGCUCUCCUGGGCACCAAUCUCAGAAUUUCUGCAGGUCAUUGCUGUUAAUCUGCUACUCAUCCUUUAAGAUUUCUCCACAUAAAUCCAUUACUUGUGCUCAAACAAACAGCCAUUUUAGUGUCUUUAAAUCUGGAUAUUUUACCAACGCUGAGGCCUAGACCUUAAGCGGUAGCUAGCAGAUAUAGACUUUUUAAAGAAGUUUCUUUUCAGUCCACUUUUAUACCAGUAGUCAGCAGAUGUUCACGCAGUAGUAGCAUGCCUGUGCGUGAUCACCUAGCACUUCUCCAUCUCUGAAAAUAAAGGGCUCAAAAGGCACAAAACCUCUGUGUGAGGAGACGACAGAAUCUCCUCUGUACCCCCUGUAAUCAUCUCCUGAACGCCGAGUCAAGUUUGAUAAAUCCACACCCUUUGAUGCUAGCAGUAUGGAUGAUUAAAUAUGGAUCCAUUCAUCACCGUGAGUUAAAACGCCCUUAAAAGUCAGACGACUGACUCCCCAAAGAACAUAGCCGGAGCACAGCCACUCACUACAGCUGGCUCCUAGUUUAGAAAACAUAUUUUAUUUGCCUCUGUCCUUCAUUCUCCAU
Cheilinus undulatus (humphead wrasse) is the source of this 3893-nucleotide messenger RNA. It is a transcript of the gene dlgap3, whose product is annotated as discs, large (Drosophila) homolog-associated protein 3. Gene Ontology annotation, biological process: signaling. Lineage: Eukaryota; Metazoa; Chordata; Actinopteri; Labriformes; Labridae. The record is from RefSeq and is a predicted model, not a curated record. The coding region runs from base 1 to 3276 and encodes 1091 amino acids. Gene Ontology annotation, molecular function: molecular adaptor activity. Gene Ontology annotation, cellular component: postsynaptic specialization; glutamatergic synapse. The transcript is spliced from 11 exons.